This is a messenger RNA of Drosophila biarmipes, 1740 nucleotides long. RefSeq names its product cylicin-1-like. The record is from RefSeq and is a predicted model, not a curated record. The transcript has 2 exons. NCBI's taxonomy places the organism in Eukaryota, Metazoa, Arthropoda, Insecta, Diptera, Drosophilidae. Bases 521 to 1471 code for a protein of 316 amino acids.
AGGGAACCGGAACGAGGUGCGCUAUGACUCAAGGGCUAGGAUAUACAAGGGAACGCCGUAGAGUGAGAGCGCUGAUUUUUCUUAAAUCUUUCCCGCAGGUGCCAGAGGAACCGUAGGCUACAGUAUGCGCAGACUUCGUCGGAACCCUGCCGCGUUCAAAACACGGCAACCAAAUGCUGCUGGUGCUGAUAGACAAGUUCUCCAAGUGGCCUGAAUUGGUGCCGCUGCGGAGCGCGACGGCCGAGUCCCUAAAGAAAGCGUUCAGGGAGCGCAUCAUCGCAAGGUUUGGGGUCCCGAAGAUAGUCAUAACGGACAACGGAGUACAGUUCAACAGCAAAAUCUUCAAGAAUUUUCUGGCCGAGAUGGGAGCCAAGCAACAGUUCACGGCUCCAUAUACCCCGCAAGAGAACCCAACAGAACCCAAGGCAAACAAACUCGGGGAAAUCUUGGAGAUUGUAAGGCAGAAUCUGAAGAGAGCCUCCCAGGAUCAGGCUAGGCAUUACAACCUAAGGAGGAGACAAUGGACACCAGCGGUGGGGGACGUCGUGUGGGCCAAGGAACAUCAUUUGUCAAAGGCGGCCGAGCGGUUCGCAGCAAAGUUGGCCCCAAGAUACGACGGACCUUACCAGGUCACAGAUUUUGCGUCACCAGUAAUCUGCAAAAUACGGUACGUGAACACAAAAAAAGAGAGAACCAUCCACGUGAGCGAGCUGAAAUAAGAACAAACACAGAACACAUACGGCCAGCCACUAGCAGAUAUGUUAGACAAAAGGCAACAAUAAAGUGUCAAAGAGUCUCAAAGGAUACUACGAAAGGGUCCAAGGAUAGCUCCAAGGAUACCCAAAGGACACGAGGAGAAGGGUCCAAGGAUAGCUCCAAGGAAACCCAAAGGACACAAGGAAAAGGAUCCAAGGAUAGCCCCAAAGAUACCCAAAGGACACGACGAAAAGGGUCCAAGGAUAACUCCAAGGAUACCAAAGGACACAAUGAAAAGGGUCCAAGGAUAGCUCCAAGGAUACACAAAGGACACGAGGAAAAGGGACCAAAGAUAGCUCCAAGAAUACCCAAAGGACACGAGGAAAAGGGUCCGAGGAUAGCUCCAAGGAUACCCGAAGGAAGCGAGGAAAAGGGUCCAAGGAUAGCUCCAAGGAUGGCCAAAGGAUACAAGGAAAAGAGCCCGAGGAUAAUUUCAAGGAUGCUCAGGAAUACAAGGAAGGAACCCAAUGAUAGCUCCAAGGACUCUCAAAGAACACAGACAAAAGGGUCAAGGGAUAACUCCAAGGAGAAUCUAGGAAGGAGGGAAUACAAGGAUAUCUCAAGGGAAGGCAAAAAAAAAAAGCAACUGGGGGACGGAAAAGACAACCAUCAGACCGGAACGUCCAAACGCUCGGAGAUGACUGAAAGGAAAAUUUCCAGCGUAAGUCCGCCGAAGGAAGGGGAAGACGGCACAGAUCAGAGAGCUGUACCGUAAAAACGGAAUGUAAAAGGAGGGAGGCUGGAAGAAAUAGCGGUACCGAGCAAAGAGGAAGGCUUAGAACCGAGGUGUCGAGGAAGGAACGGCCGGCGGCAGACGGUCAUUUAGCGAGAACACCACCAUGAGCACCAGAGUAACAAGGAGCGACGCACGGAAAGCGAUGGCUGCCCGCCAGCCGGCCGAGAGGUCUUGCCCGGGGCAAGGAUGGUCAACCACACGGCCUACCCGAACCUCGCGGCAAAUCUUGAGGCGAGGAAAGCCCGAUC